Molecule: messenger RNA, 4538 nt
Organism: Oryzias melastigma (Indian medaka)
Lineage: Eukaryota; Metazoa; Chordata; Actinopteri; Beloniformes; Adrianichthyidae
Gene: plcxd3
Product: phosphatidylinositol-specific phospholipase C, X domain containing 3
Exons: 6
Coding region: 196-1167 (323 amino acids)
Biological process (GO): lipid metabolic process
Cellular component (GO): synapse
Molecular function (GO): phosphoric diester hydrolase activity
Source: RefSeq, a predicted model, not a curated record
UCACAGCUCUGCUACCAGCUGAUGUACUGGUACCCGUGGUGGUGGAGGGGUGGGGGUGGCUGAUGUGUGUAAGAGGGGGGAUGAGCGAGGCUUAGGAACAGCGAGAGAGAGAGAGAGAGAGGGGAGGAAGAGCGCGCACUCCAGGUUGGCGCAGGCACCGGUCCGGGAGAGGGAAGCGCGGAGCGACGAGGCAGCAUGGCUUCGUCUCAUGGGAGAAGCGACCUGCGCUUCGCGGACUGGAUGGCGAGCUUACCGGCGAACAUGCACAGGAUCCCGCUGACCAACCUGGCCAUCCCCGGUUCCCACGAUUCCUUCAGCUUCUACAUCGAUGAGGCCUCUCCGGUGGGCCCCGAGCAGCCAGAGACGGUGCAAAACUUUGUUUCAGUUUUUGGUACGGUGGCCAAGAAACUAAUGAGGAAAUGGCUGGCCACGCAGACUAUGAACUUCAUCAGCCAACUGGAGGCCGGGAUCCGCUUCUUUGACCUUCGCAUCUCCACCAAGCCACGCGACCCAGACAACGAGCUGUUCUUCGCCCACGGCCUCUUCAGUGCCACGGUCAGAGAAGGUUUGGAGCAGAUCAGCACUUUCCUGUCAGCACAUGCCAGAGAGGUGGUUUUUCUGGACUUUAACCACUUUUAUGGUGUCCAGAACCUGCACCAUGAAAAACUGGUGGCCAUGUUGAGGGAGGUGUUCGGAGACAAACUUUGUCCCGUCGUGUUUGCUCAAGAGGUGACUCUGCAGUAUUUGUGGGAGAAAGAGUACCAGGUGCUUGUCUUCUACCAUCACCCCAUGGCGCUGGAGGUGCCCUUCCUCUGGCCGGGCCAGAUGAUGCCCUCUCCGUGGGCCAACACCACUGACCCAGAGAAGCUAGUUCAGUUUCUGCAGGCAUCCGUCACCGACCGCAGGAGAAAGGGGACAUUUUUUGUCUCUCAGGUGGUUCUGACGCCAAAAGCCAGUACUGUGAUGAAAGGCGUGGCCAGUGGAUUGAGGGAGACGAUAACUGAAAGGGCUUUACCGGGAAUGAUGCAGUGGAUCCGAUCGCAAAGACCCGGAGAGAGCGGCAUUAACAUCAUUACAGCUGAUUUUGUGGAGCUCGGCGAAUUCAUCAGCGCCGUCAUCACCCUCAAUUAUCAUUACCUUGAUGACGAUGAUGAUGAUGCUACCUGAGAACCCACACGGAGGGGGGGGGGGCGUUAGGAGGUCGCAGUCACCACCACUACCAGCGGUGGUUGGGCCUGUGCUGUCACCCUUUUCACUUUGGCAUUUAUUUCAGGAGGGGAGCGGCACCGCUCCUCUCACUUUAUUUAGGGCUACAGUGAACUGAGAGAGGGGUGUUGAGGUGGUUCAAGCUGAAACUGGAAGAAACGACAGUGGCGUUUGAUUAGAGCUCUGUGAGAAGGAGGUUUUUUUUUGUUGUUUAUUUCUUUUUGUUUGGUUACUCUUUUUUUUUAAGUUUCCUUUACUCUGCUGUAAAAAGUCCUGCUUUUUUUUCCAAGGAUCACAUGCACUACUUUCAGUCUGUAACAAACCUACUCUCCUCUGGGCGUUGAAAUUGCUCCACUAACCUAACCGGUGAAUCGGUCUAGACAUCGUAGAAACAGUGACUGUUUACAAAAAGGUUGUUUUAAAUUAUUCUGUGUAAGUCAAACUGUUGGCUUGUAUAAGUAGAUAGAUGCUGUCGGUCUUGUUAAAAAAAAAAAGUCCAAGUAAAGUUUUUUAUCUUUUGUUUUUUUAAUGAAACUUUAUGCAUCCCUGGUCAACUAUAGGUGUUUUUUUUUUGGAAAAACAGCUUGAAUGCAGUGUGUUUUUAAUGUGCUAAUCUAAAAAAAAAAAAAAGAAAGCUAAAAUGGGAACUUUUUCCUCCCCCAACAUUGUUCCCUCAGGUGGUCUUCUUACCAUAUUGUGUCCACUGAUGUGAACUUCCAUUCGAAGCAUCUGCUGUGCUGUCUUAAGAUGAAAAUGUGAAUUUAUUUGGUCAAAUUGACGACUACUUCAGAAUCUAGAAAGGAAGAUAGGACAACAAUCAUAUGAUUUGAUCCUUCUGCAAAUAACAUUUACCUUCACAUUUUUAGCAUGUUUGAAAUUUUAGAGCACUACUCAGUUAACCCUUUAACGCCUGAAGCCCCAGCGGUGACAUCCAAACACAAAAUCUUUAACAUUCUAAAACUUUUCAACCGGUAGAUCAAUGUAAUUCCAGUAGAUCAACUACAUUGACUGUGUUGAAAAUUAAAAUAAAUGACAGUAAAUCAAAGAAAAUAAAACUUGGAGCUCCGGUGUUUAAGGGUUUAGUAUCUAGGGUCACACUAGUCGUGAUCACCAAGUGAAACAUACAGUCUUUUGGAUCCAUGAGUGUCUCCGUCUCUUUCCUUCGCUGGUUGACUUUUAUUUAUUUAUUUAUUUAUUUAUUUAUUUUCAAUGUUCAUGUAAGAUUGAGUCACAAUCGGCUUUAGGAUGUACUGUUUGUUUUGUUAAAGUCCCACUCCGAUUGUCUUUUGAUCUAUUCUAAAAGCGUUCCCAGCAAGUGUUUUUCGGCAAAAAAAAAAAAACAUUCAUUUUCUAAGACAUAGUUUCUGCAGAGCGGCAGCAGUUCAUCAGAAGUUAGCCUCUGAGUCAUUGGCGAGACCACAGAUAAGGAGUAACUCCGGAUUCACUCAGCACGACGUGGAAAUGCCGUGAAGCAGAGUGCGCGCGGAAUCUGCGUCGAAUCCGCUUUCACGCCAGACACAUAUUUUUUACCGACAGUCGACAGGCGCUUCUGCUCAACUGUGGUUAUUUAGAGCUUCUACAAUUAAUUUGACAUUGUCAAUCUUUAUUUGUCGGCAACUGCUCUGUUACUUGUCCUUUAAGACACCCAACCACUCCGCCCCGCCGCGCCAUAGUUGGCCUACUACAUUGAUCUGUGUGUGUCUGUGUGUGUGUCUUUGAUUUUUGUGUGUUGUUUGUGUUUUUACUAUAUUUUCACUUCCGCAGUCUGUUUAGAGACAAAAAUAUGAUCGCAUUUGUCAUUAGCGGUAUUUUAUUGUGAAAAAUUGGUUAUAUUUUGAAAAUUAAUCCGAUUUUCUCGUGUGUCUUGGCAUAACUUCCUGCCAGGAUUGUCGCAGAUCGCUUGUGGCACGCGCUAAAAAUAGAAAUAAAUAGACGCAGCCGCGAAAGACAGCAGUGAUCCUCAUGUGGUGUGAACUGUGCUAUAGGUUAAUAAGGGUGCCGAAUGGAAGCGGCCUCCGUUCUGCGGCGCUUCCGCGUGUGGCAUCAACCAGGCAUAAGCCUACCCCCACUUCCCAUCAUCUGGUGCAAAAAAAUGGCGAGUUUUGAGCCAAAUGCCAGUUCAGACGACAAAAAUGAAAAUGUACGUAUCUAGUCAUCUGCAAGUCGAUGCAUCAGAAUGCAAUAAAACUGCAAGUGAAUAUGUUGCACGUAGAAGCUUUUUACAAAUACAUUUUCGUGCUUUCUCCCAAUUUACAACAAUAUGAAUAAGAAAUACUCAGAAACGAAAUUUUAAGUUUAUUUUGCUUUAUGUAUGUCCCCCAUCAUGAUGCCGCACAAACAUGUUAAAAACACCUUUUUCAUCGGAGUGGGUCUUUAAUUCAUAUCCCCGCCUCCCAACUUCAUGAGCAAGUUGUUCUAUAUCAAAGAAAAUAUUUGGUCACAUUUCCACCUCACAAUCAAUGUGUGUGUGUUUCUUUUUAGGGAAUGUGCUCCACCAGGAUGAUGUCUAGUUCUGUAAAAAAAAAAAGCAGUCAAAAGCAGGAAGUUUUUCAUGGUGGGGAAUGUAUGUCUUUGGGAGCAUCUCAAAAAGAGUGAGGAAGCACUGCUGCUUUAUAUAUACUUCAGUGCAAAAAUACGUUUUACUAUUCCAGCAGUACUUCUCUCAUUUGUGUGCGUUCCAAGUCAGGAAAAAGUUCUGUAACUUUAAGUAUAGCAGAGAAAAGUUUUAAAAAGAGUAAUCUGGACUUAUUAUAAUGACUUAUCCUGAUGACACUUUUUCAAUCUGUUUCUGCUUUUGUAUCCAUCCUGAAUGAAUGAGUCUUCAUUUUUAUGUUUUAAAUAUUGUAUUUCUGAUAAAUUGUAAAUUGUUAACAAAAAUUCUCUCACAACUUGUAUCUUUACAUUUACUAUACUCUUAUUUUUCUGUUCUACUUCUGUGCAUGAGACAAACAUUCCACAUAUUUAGUUCACUCCUACAGAUAUUUUGCGUAAUGCACAGAAGAGCAUGUGUGAUCCGUCUAUAAUGCUCCAUCGCUAUGAAGCAAAUAUUCAAGUUAUUUAUUUUAUAGUUGCUCUGCCUCGACCCGCCCCCGAAAACCACAUACACACAUGACUUGGAAAUGCUUACAAAUUGUGCUGAAAGAACAUUUGUGUCUUCCCUUUGUCCAAACUGCUCUUUGUCAUCCUCUUUUGUUCUGGUGCCAAAAGACUCCUUUGCUGUUGUACAAAUCCAAACUCCUUUCUGCUCAGAUAAAAAGUAAAUCUGUUUUAAGUGGAAAAUUCCCAUUAAAAUAAAGCUUCUAUGCCUAAUGAGUAAAGAAUUAUUCUGUGAA